AUGGAGAACGUUAAUGUCGCCGAAUUGGUGGAGCGCCUGGGCAGCGAUGAAGAUGCCGUUCGGAAAAUGGCCGUCUUCAAGCUCCAGGGCAAUAUUGGCGAUCCUUCUUUCGCGGACCUCUUUAUCGCUGAGGGUGGAUUGACUCGUCUGCGAUACCUCACCCUCAAUGCGAGUGGGAAUACCCUCGCUUAUAGCCUGACGAGUUUUUCAAGACUGCUUGAUGUUGAUAAAGGGUGGGAGUGUGUCGAUGUGGAAUUGGUUGAGCGGAUCGUCCAAUUAAUCGUCACCCACCCCCUCGUCAACAUCCUCCGCGGCGCAAUGUCAAUCUGCGUCUCCGUCGUCUCCCACCCACACGCCGAAGGCCGCAACUCACCUCAACCCGAUAUGUUCGGCUUUCGCGCCCUAAAACCCGCCAUCGCUAUCUAUCCACAAUUCCUAGAAAUGCUCGUCAGUCGACUAUCCUCCGCUGACCAUGCGCUCUGCGCCAAUGCCCUCCAAUUGAUCAAUUCCCUGAUGCGCGACUCCAUCACCCACGAUUCCGAGGCUGAGUGGCCUAAGUUUAUUCAGAGAUUACAGGAUCUCGGUGUCAUUCGUGCGGUCUAUAAUCUUAUGCAGGACUCUGCGUUGCAGGAUCUUGCGCACCCGUUGCUGGAAUUUCAGUCUCUUACUAAGGUACUCCUGAGGAAGUGGAAGGAAAUUCCCCUGAAUCAGGAGAAGCCUGAGCAUCGCUGUGCGUUGAAGGGGAUUCAUUUGGCUAGUAAUCAGAAGGGCUCGGAGGAGGUUCUGGAAAAGGAGAAGUAUUCCACCAAUACAAAUACCACUACCGGCGACGACGCCAAACGUUCGAAACGACACCAUCCCGAAAAGUGGCGCCGACUGGGCUUUGAAUCCGAAAGCCCCGCGACAGAAUUCUACGGAGUCGGUUUCCUCGGCAUGGUGGAUCUGGCAGAUUACGUCCGCAGCCACCAGGAUGAAUUUCAAAAGAUGCUCCUAGAGCAAUCGACAAAGCCCUCCCGACAGCGCUGCCCAAUCGCGCGAGCCUCGUUGGCUGUAACAUCCAUCUUAUACGAACAUUUCGAAGUCGAUAAGUCCGAAAUGGACGAUUCGAAGAAUUACAUGCUUAUGGAUUCCCGAUCCAGUCUGGAUCGACUAUUCAGACCGUUACUAUUACACUGGACCCGUCUCCAUGUUGCGGGUUUACAAGCGUUCUUCCGAAUGUGGAAAGCUACGGCGGCGGAAAUUGAUGAUCUGGAUAAGCUUGUUGAAUUGGUUCGGAUUCUAAUCGAGUCUGUUGUCGGUGGUGCGGCGAGGACUAAAGACGUUCAAGAUGUUGAGGAGGAACUCGCUAAUUACGAGUAUGCCCGUUUGCGUGAGUUGCAGAUGGAAUUACUCGAACUUACGUAUGAAGAUGCUUGGGGUCAACAUCUUCGUCAGGUUAGGGAGGAACUUCAUCAUGAAGCUUUGCAGUUUGUUAAGGAGCAAAGGACUAGGUGUUUACUUCGUGGUGCUUGGUUCUCGAUGGAGGCGGGUUCUGGUUCUGGUUCGAAAUCCGAUCCGGUGGUGACGGGGAGGUCGUCGAAUGCAUCGCAUCAGUAUGUCCAGUUGUCGCAUAAUCGGCGAUAUCUUCAUUUUGGAGAGUUUAAUUCUUUGGGCGAACGGGCGCCGGAGUUGGAUGCGCUUCCGGAGAAGAUCGACCUCUCGACAGUCUCAUCGGUUGUAUCCAACAUCUCCGCCCCAGACAACACCUCCACAUCAACAGUGAAAACAGCCCCCCGAGCAGCGACAAAAAUCACCAUCCACGGCUACGCACCGUCUCCCACCAGCCAGGGCCACAGCCACUCCAAUUCCAAACAUCACCGCUCAACCUCCCGCUCAACGGCAAAAGAAAUAGUCCUCCUCGUCCUCCGUCCUUCCUCGCACAGUGAAGCUUCGGAGUGGUUGGAUGGUUUACUCAUGUUGUUGAAUCAACAGCCUAUUACGGCUGAGACGACGAAGUUAAUUGACCUCGUUGGUAAUUAUGGAUUGAAGAUUCGAUUGCUUAAUGUUCGCUUUGAUGAUGCUACGUUUGCGGGCGAGGCGCCGACUGUUCCGGGAGAGGGAGGGGUUGGAUGA
This is a messenger RNA of Penicillium waksmanii, 2112 nucleotides long. Its product is annotated as ELMO/CED-12 family protein. Gene Ontology annotation, cellular component: plasma membrane. The transcript is spliced from 3 exons. Gene Ontology annotation, biological process: actin filament organization; cell motility. The record is from RefSeq and is a predicted model, not a curated record. NCBI's taxonomy places the organism in Eukaryota, Fungi, Ascomycota, Eurotiomycetes, Eurotiales, Aspergillaceae. The coding region runs from base 1 to 2112 and encodes 703 amino acids.